Ornithodoros turicata is the source of this 1603-nucleotide messenger RNA. RefSeq names its product enolase-like (gene Eno). Gene Ontology annotation, cellular component: phosphopyruvate hydratase complex. Lineage: Eukaryota; Metazoa; Arthropoda; Arachnida; Ixodida; Argasidae. Gene Ontology annotation, biological process: glycolytic process. The transcript has 8 exons. Gene Ontology annotation, molecular function: magnesium ion binding; phosphopyruvate hydratase activity. Bases 141 to 1442 code for a protein of 433 amino acids. The record is from RefSeq and is a predicted model, not a curated record.
UCUCGCGCUCUUCUCUCCCCCACGCGCUCUUGUUCGUUCCGCCGGUAUCUCUCGCAGGUCACCGGGUCACUUCUUGCAUUUCUGCUCGGUUCGGUGGUUGCUGCGUUUCGCUGAAGAGCCUUCGCUUAGUCCCCUGCACAAUGCCUAUCACCAGGAUAUUCGCGCGCCAAAUUUUUGACAGCAGGGGCAACCCUACUGUCGAAGUCGACUUGACCACGGAUAAAGGUGUUUUCCGAGCUGCUGUACCCUCAGGAGCAUCGACCGGAAUUCACGAGGCACUGGAGCUUCGUGAUGGGGACAAAUCCAAAUACAUGGGCAAGGGUGUCAGCAAGGCAGUCGACAACAUCAACAAAACAAUUGCCCCCGCACUCAUCCCAAAGAAUUUCGAUGUCGCAGAUCAGACUGCAAUCGAUGACUUUAUCAUCUCUCUCGAUGGAACUGAGAACAAAAGCAAGCUUGGUGCCAAUGCGGUCCUUGGAGUAUCCAUGGCAGUAUGCAAAGCUGGUGCAGCUCAGAAGGGCGUUCCCUUGUAUCAGCACAUCGCUGAGCUGUCUGGCAACAAGAAGAUCCUCCUACCCGUUCCUGCAUUCAACGUGAUCAAUGGCGGUAGCCACGCAGGUAACAAAUUGGCUAUGCAGGAGUUCAUGAUCCUGCCCACUGGAGCUACCACUUUCACCGAGGCUAUGAAGAUGGGAUCGGAGACUUACCACCAUCUGAAGAAUGUAAUUAAAAAGAAGUUUGGACUGGAUGCAACUGCUGUUGGUGAUGAGGGUGGCUUUGCUCCCAACAUCAAGGACAACAAGGAGGGCCUAGAGCUUAUCCUUGAGGCUAUCAAAGAAGCUGGUUACACUGGAAAGAUAGAAAUUGGCAUGGACGUUGCUGCCUCAGAGUUCUAUAAAGAUGGGAAGUACGACUUGGACUUCAAGAAUCCCAAGUCUGAGGCAAAAGAUCACAUUGAAAAGGCUGCACUUCAAGCACUCUAUGAAGGCUUCAUCAAGGAGUACCCUAUUGUGUCCAUCGAGGACCCGUUUGACCAGGACGACUGGGAUGCUUGGACCGCAUUCACUGCCUCAACUUCUAUCCAGAUCGUUGGUGAUGACCUCACGGUGACCAACCCCAAGAGAAUACAAACUGCAGUUGAGAAGAAAGCUUGCAACUGUUUGCUGCUGAAAGUGAAUCAGAUUGGCAGCGUUACAGAGGCCAUCAGAGCUCAUCAGCUUGCAAAGAAGAAUGGCUGGGGUACGAUGGUCUCCCACCGCAGCGGAGAGACUGAGGAUUGCACCAUUGCAGACAUAGUUGUAGGCCUUGGCACUGGCCAAAUCAAGACUGGAGCACCAUGCCGAUCCGAGCGCUUGUCCAAGUACAACCAGCUCCUGCGCAUCGAGGAAGAGCUUGGCAGUAAGGCAGUUUUUGCCGGAAAGGACUUCAGAUACCCCGCAUGAAUGUCUCCUCCGUACGUCUUCUAGUCUGGUCGAAUUAAAAUUUGGAUUCCUUGAUGUAGUGUAGCCUGGUGAUCUGUGACUUCUAGUGUUUGGGGGGAAUGCAUUUGCUUGAUGUGGCAUGUUAUACACAUUGUGAUCAAUAAAUAGAUGUUUCAUCUUUG